Lindgomyces ingoldianus is the source of this 990-nucleotide messenger RNA. Its product is annotated as RTA1-domain-containing protein. The record is from RefSeq and is a predicted model, not a curated record. Gene Ontology annotation, cellular component: membrane. The transcript is spliced from 3 exons. The coding region runs from base 1 to 990 and encodes 329 amino acids. NCBI's taxonomy places the organism in Eukaryota, Fungi, Ascomycota, Dothideomycetes, Pleosporales, Lindgomycetaceae.
AUGGGAUACGGAGAUGGCCCACGACCUUCCCUUGACGACCCUAAUGUUUGGGUACCAUAUCGUUACGUUCCCUCGAAGCCCGCCGCUGUAGUCUUUGUGGUAGCCUUCUCACUUACGACAUUUCUCCAUACAUUCCAACUCGUCAACAAGAGGACAUGGUAUUUCAUACCGCUCGUCAUCGGUGGUUUUUUCGAAAUAGUCGGCUAUAUCGGCCGUAUCCUCUCAACCAACGAUCUCUGGGCUCUCGGCCCUUUCAUCAUGCAAUCACUCCUCCUUCUGGUUGCGCCCGCACUCUUCGCCGCCUCAAUAUACAUCAUCCUGGGCCGGAUCAUCCUACUCGUAGACGGCGAGCGUUAUUCCCUGAUUCGGCAUAAAUGGCUCACGAAAGUCUUCGUGACUGGCGACGUUCUCAGUUUCUUGGUGCAAGGAGGUGGGGGCGGUAUCCAGGCCAUGCAUACGCUAGCAGCGCUACACACGGGCGAGAAACUCAUCAUCGUCGGUCUCUUCCUACAACUCGCUUUCUUCGGCUUCUUCAUUUUUGUCGCAGGGCUGUUUCAUUACCGGCUUGUAAAUGCCAACCCCUCGAAGCAGUCCUCAGCACCCAUCUCCCUUUCAUCUCUCGCAAACCGGAACAACUCUCCACGCCGCGUCACCGCAUCCUCCUCAGCCACCCCGACAACCCUCAACGUCGACAGCCUGCCGUGGAAGCGCCAUAUCUACGCCUUGUAUGCUGCGAGCACCCUCAUCAUGAUCCGAGGUGUUUUCAGAGUGAUCGAAUACCUAAUGGGCAAUAGUGGAUAUCUCCUUAGGCAUGAAUAUUUCCUGUACAUCUUUGAUGCGUUCUUAAUGUUUUUGGUCAUGGGACUGUUUAAUUGGAUCCAUCCUAGUCAGGUUACAGCACGGUAUCAGCAACGGAUACUUCGGGAGAGAGCUGAGACUGCUCCUUUUAGACCUAGCGAUCGAGAUACAUUGGCCGGAGCCGCAAAAUAG